Messenger RNA from Calypte anna (Anna's hummingbird), 954 nucleotides. RefSeq names its product taste receptor type 2 member 9-like. The coding region runs from base 1 to 954 and encodes 317 amino acids. The record is from RefSeq and is a predicted model, not a curated record. Gene Ontology annotation, biological process: G protein-coupled receptor signaling pathway; sensory perception of taste; detection of chemical stimulus involved in sensory perception of bitter taste. The transcript has a single exon. NCBI's taxonomy places the organism in Eukaryota, Metazoa, Chordata, Aves, Apodiformes, Trochilidae. Gene Ontology annotation, molecular function: bitter taste receptor activity; G protein-coupled receptor activity. Gene Ontology annotation, cellular component: membrane.
AUGGAAGCUUGCACCUUUCAAGGGAAAUUUAAUGUCACCACGUACAAUGCCGUGGCAAUGGCCAUCGUCACCCUCCAGACAUUUGCUGGCAUGUGGAUAAAUGCUUUCAUUGUUUCUGUGCUUUGUGUUUCCUGGGUGAAAAAGAGAAGCUUUAACUCUAAUGAGAAGAUCUUGCUCUUCCUGGGAUGCUCCCGAUCUUGCUAUUUGUUCACCACCUGGGUAUUUUCCUUUUUUGAAAAUAUUUAUCCUCUUUGCAUGUAUGUUUACUCCGUAUACCUGUUCCUUGUACCACUUCAAGACUUUUUCAACGUUUCCAAUGUGUGCGUUUCUGCCUUUCUUUCUGUGUUUUACUGUAUCAAAAUUGCAAAUUUCCAGCACAGCUUCUUCAUCUACCUGAAAGUGAGAAUUGACAGGAUGAUGCCAUGGCUGAUGUUGGCUUCAGUCCUUAUAUCCCUGGGCUAUAGCAUCUUUGUCUACAAGAUUGUUGAUGAAUCGAUCUGUGACAAUGUCAAUUGCACCAUGCUUGGACAUAUCUGGAAAUAUAGCAUCAGAAUUGAUCAACUUUUUUCCAUGUAUGUUUUAAUCACUGGAUUUGUAUUUGCCAUUGCAUUCUCAGCAGUGAGCUUUUCUGUCCUUCUCCUCCUCUUUUCUCUCUGGAGACACAAACACAAGAUGCAGACAGAAUCAGGGAAGAACGUCAGUGUGGAUGCCCAUAUCAAAGCCAUGAAAUCCAUUCUGUCCUUUUUCUUCACUUACACCAUCAACUUUGUAUGUUUGGUCUUGACGCUGACUUAUCCUAUGAAGAACCAAAAGGCUGCAAAGUUUCUCAUUUUUUUCUUUCAGCAUUCUUUUCCAGCUGUUCAUUCCCUCAUCCUGAUUUUCAGCAAUCCCAAGCUUGAAAAGACACUGCUCAGGACCCUGACGUGUAUGAAGUGUAAGAUUUGCAAGAGGUAG